Molecule: messenger RNA, 3494 nt
Organism: Annulohypoxylon maeteangense
Lineage: Eukaryota; Fungi; Ascomycota; Sordariomycetes; Xylariales; Hypoxylaceae
Exons: 6
Coding region: 135-3494 (1119 amino acids)
Source: RefSeq, a predicted model, not a curated record
ACCUACCUGCCUGCCUAUGUUCAUGACUUCAGAACCUGUCGAUUAAAUAGGUAAAGUCACCAGCUACUUAAUUUCAAUGAUAAUCAUCUAACUACCUAGGUACCUGGGUAGUCGAAGCUCAAUUAUCAUUCGAAAUGCCUUUAAAAAACCCAGUUUCAGCGCCAGCUAUCCGAACCAUAAGGACAGCAUUCGAAGAGCUUGACCGUACCAUUACUCCCGCCGACUCCCGCGACUUUCCUGACUCAACACUUCAACAUAUCAGGAAAGCAGCCCUUGAUAUUGAAAACCAGCUUGCUGCGAGGCAAUGUCUUCGAAAUAUGCGACGACUUGGACCUCUCUUUCAAGGUCUCGAACACUACGCUAAGGCUGUGGAUGUUGUAUGUAAUGGCACACCAUACCUAGCUUGGAUAUGGGCUCCAAUCACCUUGAUUCUACGAGUCGCCUCUGAAUACGUAGAAGCCUUCGAAAAAAUCAUCAAGGGGUACUCAAGAAUUGCCGAGUCGUUAAAAAGAUUUGAAGUUCUCGGCACCACCUUUAGCAACAAGCCAGAUUUCCAGCAAACACUUGCUAUAUACUACGCCGACAUACUUCAGUUCCACAAACACGCUUAUAAAUUCGUUCAUCGGAGCGGUUGGAAGCUGUUGUUCCUCACAUCAUGGGGUCGUUUCCAGAACCGGUUUGACAAUAUCUUCCAGGAUUUAGACCGUCAUGGAGAACUUAUAGAUAAAGAAGCGGAGGCCCAUCAUAUCUCAGACUUACAGAAGUUACGGCAGGAUAUUUAUACAUGGAAAGAAGAAAGUCAGGACAAAACGAAGCAAUUUGAAGAAGAGCAAGCUGCCACGAAAUAUCGGUCUAUUAUUUCGUGGCUCAACGCAGACGAAUCGGAGCAACUGACUAUCUUCGAUUCUAUAUCGGCCGAAGGAUCCAAGUACCCGGGGACAUGUAGUUGGGCUUUGAAAGAUAAGAAAAUCAGCUCGUUUCUUCAGCAAAGGCCGGAGACAAACGUCCUCUGGCUGCAAGGUGGCCCUGGAACUGGAAAAAGUGUCUUAUCAGCACAACUUAUUAACUUCAUGAGGAAAGCCAAGAUGUUUGUUAUUUCCCAUUUUUGCACACAGUUGUAUCCUUACUCUACUACCUACGAACAUGUCCUCCGAUCGAUGCUUCUCCAGUUACUCCAGAAAGAUUGCGACCUCGUCGCUCACGUCUAUGAAGAGUAUGUCUUGGGAAAGAAGUCCCCUGCAAUACCUACCCUUGAAAGACUUCUACAUGAUCUCCUCGCAAGCAUAUCCCACGAUCCCCGCCAAAAUGAGUACAUCUGGAUUGUCAUUGAUGGCGUGAACGAGUGUGACGCACAAAAACAGGCUAGUGUGGCUACUUUGAUAAACCAAAUCACGUCCAGGUCCCCUUCUUCUAUCCGAACAACUUGUAAAGUCCUCAUUUCUAGUCGUGUCUCGCCGUCUAUGUCUUCCCGCCUUCGGAAAGGACAGGUGCUUUCCCUCGCCGAAGAGAAAGAGAACAUGGGAUUAGCUAUAAAGCACUAUACGUGGCAGAGACUAUUAACCCUUCAUGAAAAGUUCGUCCAACUCCACCUCAAUUCAGACGAAAUGAAGGAUAUUAGAGAUGAGAUUACAAAGAAGUCUGACGGAAUGUUCCUCUAUGCGCGCUUACUUCUUGACUUCCUCGAUAACAAAAUAUUCUACAGAGGCUCCGAAGUCAAAUCGUCCGUAAACGAGCUUCCAAAAGAGUUAUCCGAUUUUUACCGAAAGAUCCUAACUCAAAUCCUAGUCCGUUUGGAUACCCAAUCGGCGGAUCGUGUUAAAUCUAUUUUCUCUUGGAUUGCAUUUGCAAGGCGGCCGCUGAAAAGGAUGGAAUUCCUGUCUGCGUUGUCUUUCAGUGCUGGAGACCCAGAUAUCGCUCACCUUGCUCCCACAUAUAUUUUGAAUAUCUGUGGUACUUUGAUCGAAGAACGUCGAGAUAAUACGUUGGCUUUUAUCCACGUAUCAGUUAAAGAGUUUCUUCAAUCAUCGUCAAGUAACUUCGUUAUUGACGAAAGAGAAGCCGUUACGGAACAUGGUAUAGCCACAAUCACAUGUCUCCUAUCCGGAUCAAAUAUCUUCGGCAGCCCAUACCCUAAAGAUACUAGGUACCUACGAGUGGCUAGAGGUUUGCACGGGUUUCAUGUAUAUUCUACCGAAUAUUGGAUUGAAUAUCUAUUGUCCCACGCAGCAUCCACUUAUUCCCGCGGUCCCUCUAUUAUAUUUGACCUCGCAGAGGAACUAGCAAAGAAGCUUUCUGGUCUCCGAAGUCAUUUACCGGACUCAAAAAAUAAUUCCGUCCCAGUAUUCGAGGACAAACGACUGGAAAAUAUACUGGAUCCUUUACUUCGGAAAGAAGUAGAGUCUGCAUUAUGGGCUAGAUCGCUUCAGGGACUUGAAUCAAAUCUUCAAACUAAUAGAAUUGCUGGAAACUAUGUUCCUUCAGCGAGUAUACCACUGCAAGAUGGGUUAUCAAGCAUGCUGGCAUCUUAUGAAGAGUCCGUCAAAUUUCUGCUCGCCCAAAACGAUUAUCCUGGAGUCUCGGCUGAAGAACUCGAUGCUUUCAAAAGCCAAUUUCGAGGACACGCAUAUACUUGUCGACUCGCCUCUUGUCCGCGAGCCACAUUUGGUUUUGAAUCCGAAGCACUUCGAUUGCAUCACGAGAUGACUCACUUACCGCAGCCCCAAUGCAAUUUCCCCGGUUGCCAGAAUCCUCCCUUUGUGUCGGUACAAGCUCUUAGGAAUCAUGUGAAGAGAUACCACGUUUCUCAACCAGCUCGAAAGUCGAUACGACGGGUCUCAGAUAAAUUAACAAAUAUUGCCCACAAGAACACUACAAUCUCAGAGAGUACCCGGGUAUGGCAAGACCAAUCCAUGGACGAGACAAACCAGAUUCUGAACCCAGGGGAUAUCAGUGCAAGUAUUAUACAACAUGACGGGAUGAUAUCACCUCAGCCUAGUAAGGAGGAAAGGGGAUACGUGGAGCGUUUACAAUCCAGAAAAUAUCAGCUACAUUACGCUAGGACUCCAGAGGGCGAACCCAUCUAUGAGGCCUAUCCAGAGAUUGGUUGUGUAAAAGCCAUUCGCACAAUACCUAAAAAUGAUCAUUACAUUUCAGAAAUCUACCCUCCUCCUCCAAUAUGGCUUCAACAGGGGCUUGGGGAGAUCAAGCAGAGACAAGGAGCCUAUCGAAACGGCCUAUUCGAGGGAGUCAUGCGUUACGGUGCGGUUAAUGUCAUCACUGGCAUGAUAUUUACGGACCAAGAAAUGCCUCUACUAGAUACCUCGUCUCUCCAUAUCAGCUUUUACUUCUUCCCCCGAAUUUGCUGUAAUGUCUGCUCGGGCAAGUUAUAUGAACCGGAUCCACACACUUCGUUCAAGAACUUCGAAAUUCAUCUUAAUAGUGAAGAUCAUAAGUAUAACUUAGGAAAAGGAUAUUUUUCUAAUUCAUUAUCUUAG